UUGUGACGGAUUAGCAGUAUGUAGUUCGAAGAACGUGGCCAUAUACAGCUCUAGUGAUGCUCCAGUUCAAAGCUCCUUCGCCGAAAUCAAUUAUUGUCCGAACACCUGAUGGUCCCCGUAACAUAUCCACAGUGUACAUACAGACAAACUAUGCCAGCGGCACUACUGUUCAGCAGCUGUAGCUGGAUUGCUCCCUUCGUUCCCGCGCAUGUGUUGCUUCUCCAUCUCAGGCUGUGUCUGUGGAGCGAGAUGGCUCGAGAUGGGGCGGAGUCACACUUUCUGACUGACAAUCCAAGUAUCGACUGUGUUUACAGACAGAUAUAUAGAAAAACCUCACUAUGUUAUGUCAUUAAGCCUAAGAUGGUUGGGUAAACUACCGCUGGCGAGGACGAUGAGGACGGCGGGAUGUUGACUGUUUAUUAUAUUUUCUUCUUACCUUUUUACCUAGCAGUAAUUGGUACAAUUAUACUUAGUGCUUUCGUAUUUUUGAAAUCUCUGUUGGGACCCAAAGAGAUUUUACCCAAACUGUAUUACAAGGACUCAACUCUUGCCACUCAUAUACUACGGAAAUGCUCUCUAGCAACCAGGAUGUUUUCCGUGGAAUUACUUUUAAGGAAUCGUCAUUUACAGACGUUGUUACCAUGGAUACUGCCCCAUGCGAGUGUCCAAUUUGACAGGGAAUAUUUACUGCUGAAAGACAAAGGUGUCGUAGCCCUUGACUGGGUAAGUAACAUCCACGUGCAAAAACGGAAGCGGAAAACCGUCAUGGUUGUUAUUCCAGGUAUAACCGGAUGUGCGGUUAGUGUGUCUAAAAUUUGUCAGGCGGCAGCCAAACGUGGUUUUCAGACUGUGGUAUUUAAUCGCAGAGGACACGGUGGAACAGUGUUAACGACACCGAAAUUCCAAAGUUAUGGAGAUCCCUCCGAUUUACGGCAAGUGGUGAAGUAUAUACACGGCCGGUUUCCGAAGGCACUCAUCACCAUGGUAUCGUACGGAACCGGAUGUGAGGUUUUGCUAUCAUAUCUUGGCGAAUUUGGAUCGUCGGCACACAUAUGCGGUGGAGUUUGCGUGUCACCAUCAUUUGACAUUUCGGAGCGAUCCAAGCAGAAGAUAAGUGGAAUAUACGAUCUAUUUUUAUUACUAUAUUUAAAGAAAAUAUUAUGGCAGCAUGCCAAAGCUCUUUUAAAAGUUGUGGACGUACAGAAAGCAUUGAAGACUUGGUCUCUAACGGAGUACGAUCAGUGUGUUUCCUGCAAGAUGCAUGGCUACAACAGUAUUGAGGAAUUCUGGGAAAGAAACAAUCCCCUCAGAGACGUAGAUGACAUAUCAAUACCACUAAUGUUCGUAAGUAGUCUCGACGACCCUGUGUACAAAAACAACAACAUUCCGUACGAUUUAUUUAAAUUCUAUCCUAACUUCCUGAUGGUCGCCACAGAAAGGGGAGGCCACUGUGGAUUCCUGGAAAACCUAAGGUCUUUAUCCUGGGCCGAUAGCUUAACUUUGGAUUACUUGGACGCCAUUUUGGAAUUUACGACAAAGGGAUUUACGAUAGAUUAUCAUAAAAGUCCUGCAAGGUCUACGAUAUGACAGCUUAGAAGUUCAUUAUAUAUUUAUAUCGUUUUUCCAAUACUUUGCAUUUUCCACCAUUUUUGCUCAAAUGUCUACAAUGUAUGAGCGUUGAUAUGUAUGAUUGUGCCUGUUUGUCCGUUAUUCUGUAAGUAAGGCUUGUCGAGCGUUUUGGGGAUGUAGAUCCGAUUGUCUGUCCUGCAAAUAGCAAAUACUGUAUAUAAUCGAAUGACAUUUUAACACAGUGCGUCAGGUUCACAAGUUUUAAUUAUUCUAUAUAGUAUAUACACAAUGACGCAGCGAUCUCUACUCGCCUACACACAUAAUUACCUUUAUAUAUCAUAGAAAAAAAAAUUGAUUCAAUAUUGAAUAACUGCUACAAUUGUACAAUGGUAUCACCAUCACACUGCACCCAACACAGUAUGACGCUAUAACGACGGAAACAAUUCUAAUCACAAACCGGAACAAUGCACGUCUCCGGAUCUGUAGAGUCGACGAAAUGUUACAAAAGCUCAUGAGAGUUUUUAUAUAGGUAACGCUAUUUGCUAUGGAAUGAUAAUCAUGACAAUUGGUCCCCAGAUAAAUUGGUCUAGUGGGCAGAUGUCCCUAACGACGCAUUCGUUUGUAUUGAACGGAUCGUAUCAGUGUAAUAUGAGAGUAUUUGUUUCGAGUGGGUGCAACUGUCAAUAAAUGACUGUUUACUGUUAUAUGAAUGACGUUGUCAUAUUAUUUUUUUUUUAGUGAAUAUCAUUAUUAAGAUGGAAUUUUUACAGUUAUAUGAUAGUCGAUGACGAAUUAUUUAUAUUGAGUUAUUUAACCUACAAUUUUAAUUUUUUUUGAGAGGAUAUUUUAAAUGUAUGAGCGUUAAAAUACAUAUUAUUCUGCAGAGGGUUUAUCAAAAACCUCUUCAAUCUUUCACGAAUACACAUUUUUGUGAUUUUCGGUCCAACGGUCUAACCUGUUUAGCUGUGAUCAGUUUUUUUUGUGGUAGAUUAACGAAAAAACGCCUGGUUCGUGUUGACUAUAGUUCAACAUUCUUAUUCAAUCGUGCGGUGUAAUUGUGUUGGACGGAAAUUGUGUGUUCCUUGUAUUUGUGUUGGACCGAAGUUAUGUGUUCCUUGUAUUUGUGUUGGACAGAAGUUAUGGGUUCCUUGUAUUUGUGUUGGACAGAAGUUGUGUGUUCCUUGUAUUUGUGUUGGACAGAAUUUAUGGGUUCCUUGUUUUUGUGUUGGACAGAAGUUAUGGGUUCCUUGCAUUUGUGUUGGACAGGAGUUGUGUGUUCCUUGUAUUUGUGUUGGACAGAAGUUGUGUGUUCCUUGUAUUUGUGUUGGACAGAAGUUAUGAGUUCCUUGUAUUUGUGUUGGACAGAAUUUAUGGGUUCCGUGUUUUUGUGUUGGACAGAAGUUGUGUGUUCCUUGUAUUUGUGUUGGACAAAAGCUAUGUGUUCCUUGUAUUUGUGUUGGACCGAAGUUAUGUGUUCCUUGUAUUUGUGUUGGACAGAAGUUGUGUGCUCCUUGUAUUUGUGUUUGACAGAAGUUAUGAGUUCCCUGCAUUUGUGUUGGACAGAAUUGAUUGGUUCCUUGUUUUUGUGUUGGACAGAAGUUGUGUGUUCCUUGUAUUUGUGUUGGACAGAAGUUAUGAGUUCCUUGUAUUUGUGUUGGACAGAAUUUAUGGGUUCCUUGUUUUUGUGUUGGACAGAAGUUAUGGGUUCCUUGUAUUUGUGUUGGACAGAAGUUGUGUGUUCCUUGUAUUUGUGUUGGACAGAAGUUGUGUGUUCCUUGUAUUUGUGUUGGACAGAAGUUAUGAGUUCCUUGUAUUUGUGUUGGACAGAAUUUAUGGGUUCCUUGUUUUUGUGUUGGACAGAAGUUGUGUGUUCCUUGUAUUUGUGUUGGACAGAAGCUAUGUGUUCCUUGUAUUUGUGUUGGACAGAAGAUAUGGGUUCCUUGUAUUUGUGUUGGACAGAAGUUAUGUGUUCCUUGUAUUUGUGUUGGACAGAAGAUAUGGGUUCCUUGUUUUUGUGUUGGACAGAAGUUGUGUGUUCCUUUUAUUUGUGUUGGACAGAAGCUAUGUGAAUUUUGUAUUCGUGGUGGACAGAAGUUAUGUGUUCUUUGUAUUUGUGUUGGACAGAAUUUAUGUGUUCCUUGUUUUUGUGUUGGACAGAAGCUAUGAGUUCCUUGUAUUUUUGUUAGACGGAAGUUAUGUGAUCCUUGCAUUUUUGUUGGACAGAAGUAUUUUUCCGUGUUUUUAAGUUGGACGGAAUGUAUUGCUUCCUUUUAUUUGAGUUGGACGGUAGGAACGAAAUGGUUCGUUGUGUUGGUGGAAGAAGUAACCGAUCGCUCGUUAUAAUUGUGUUGGACGGAAGGUUGAUGUAUUUUUACAAUGCAUGCAUAUUGAAUACUAGGACAGUAUAUUAUUAAUGAUAUCCGCUAGAAACAUACCGACUUUCUGAUCUCAUUGUCGUAGCUAAGGCUGUUACUUACUAUAGGAGAGAGGAUUAGUUUGUGUGAAUAUCAGAUACAACACCAUAGGACCACCUGAGAUUAUACAAAAGACAGAACACAGAAAUAGAUUUUAUCGAUUGUUUUUAGAAAUGAUUAAGAAAUUACAUGUAUAUC
Pecten maximus is the source of this 4181-nucleotide messenger RNA. RefSeq names its product protein ABHD15-like. The transcript has a single exon. The record is from RefSeq and is a predicted model, not a curated record. Lineage: Eukaryota; Metazoa; Mollusca; Bivalvia; Pectinida; Pectinidae. The coding region runs from base 406 to 1587 and encodes 393 amino acids. Gene Ontology annotation, molecular function: monoacylglycerol lipase activity; short-chain carboxylesterase activity.